Exophiala xenobiotica is the source of this 1548-nucleotide messenger RNA. RefSeq lists its product as uncharacterized. Bases 567 to 1082 code for a protein of 171 amino acids. Gene Ontology annotation, cellular component: intracellular membrane-bounded organelle. NCBI's taxonomy places the organism in Eukaryota, Fungi, Ascomycota, Eurotiomycetes, Chaetothyriales, Herpotrichiellaceae. The record is from RefSeq and is a predicted model, not a curated record. Gene Ontology annotation, biological process: vesicle-mediated transport. The transcript is spliced from 3 exons.
UGUUUUUGAAACAAGCUCUCAAACAGGUGACUGUCGCGCAAGAGCCUUGCUGGGGUGAAUUGUCGUUCGCUACGCCACCCACGGCAACCUCGCAACCCCCCUUCAAGUACGGCUAACAGUGCUAACGAAAGUGGGUGGCUUGCAGCAACUCUUUGUCCGUAACUUAGUGCUGUACAACCAAACUGCACCUGCUUUCUGGCAACGGCUACCUAACUUCUUUUUCGACUUCUACCUUUCCCUAUAUCCUGUCUCUUGUUCUGCGAUUGUUCCGAAAAGGAUCGAAAAGAAGGUCGAUAAUCGCUAUUUAAACGACCACCUCAAAAGCGGCCGCCUGAGCACUUCUCCAAGACCCUUCCGUCUGUGCAGACACAUCACACCAAUCUUUUCUGCAGGCGUUCAACGUCGAGUCGAGAGACCAUCACGUCCGUGCGGAGACAUCACUCUUCCUGACGUCGAUCCUCAAUCACUGUCCGGUGCAGGCGGCGCCUGUUCAUAUUGAACACCUUGCCUACCGUCCAACGUUCAGUGCUAUCACCUCAAUCCUACAUCGACAGACCCAAGGCAAGAUGGAUUCCUCAAGGGCUUUCCGACGGCAAGUCACUAGCAACAACGACGGCGAUUUCAAUGAUGGAUAUUGGUGGUACAGCUCGACUGCUUAUGCAAUUAAAUGGGCCAUCAUUGCCGCCAUCCUGGUCGCUUUCCUCGUUUUCUUCGUUGCAGGAUAUUUGCAUGCCCGACGACGCAUGCGCAAAGGCCAGCCUCCAUUAGCGUAUCACCGCUGGCUCGUACCGAGAAGACAACGAAUGGCAUUCGCACAACAAUACCCGCAAUAUGCGCAGCAAGUUGGAUAUUACAGAGCAACACCCACGUAUCAUCCAUACCCGCAAGGACAGGCGUAUCACAUGGGAGCGUACGGACCGCCGCCGCCAGCAUACCAUGAACCAGAUUAUGUGCCUGCGUAUACGCCCCAGGGACCCAAUAAGGUUGAUCCGGACCAAAACAGACAGUACGCACCGCCGGCCGGACCACCUCCAGGUGAGCCUAGUCAGCCUGCUCGAGUGGCGAACCUGCAGGGAAGAUAGGGUCCGAUUCGAAAGCGGUGCAAGAACGAGUAGAUGUUUUACGGAUGACUCUUGGGCAAGCUAGGGCAUAGCGGCGCAGCAUAUGGGCGUUGAACAUACGUCAGAGACAUCGCCUUCCGGGAAGGAAAUGCGGCUGUCCGGCACGAAAAGACAUCGGUGUUCGAGAAGUAUUGAGAGGGGGCUCGAGGGUGAUCUUGUAACGGCAUUCUCGUGGGGCAAAUGGCUUACUACUCGGCGUUUUCGAGGACCUUGGGUUUAGACUAUGUCGGAGCAGGCACUCUCAGAGCAAAACAAUGUCUGGGCCAUGGUCUGAAGGAUGUAAUAAUAUGCAUGUUGCGGAGAUCCUCGCGGGAAAAAAAGACUGGGAAAUUGCAAACCGGGUAUCUACGCAAGCAUCCAAGUGGGUAGACUGGGCCCAAAACGCCUGUAAUGCUACCGUCGAAAACGCUUAUUCAAUAUCCAUCGC